Molecule: messenger RNA, 1641 nt
Organism: Acanthosepion pharaonis
Lineage: Eukaryota; Metazoa; Mollusca; Cephalopoda; Sepiida; Sepiidae
Source: the annotation of a GenBank genome assembly
AUGAUUAGGUAUCUCACCCCCACCCCCAGUACGGGUGUCAUGAUUUCCAGGAUUAACAAACUUAUCUAUCUAUCUCCGUCUAUUUCAUUCUUUCUUUUUUUCUAUCUAUCUAUCUAUCUAUCUAUCUAUCUAUCUCAGUCUAUUUCAUUCUUUCUUUUUUUUUUCUAUCUAUCUAUCUAUCUAUCUAUCUAUCUAUCUAUCUAUCUAAGUCUAUUUCCCCGUUUUCGGGACGCCACAUUGUCUAGCGCCCGUCUUCGGGACGUGAGGUCGCCUAGUGUCCGUUUUCAGUGCGUGAGGUCGCCUAGUACCCGUCUUCGGAACGUGAGGUCGCUUAGUGUCCGUCUUGGAAAUUUGAGGUCGCCUAGUGCCCGUCUUCAGGACGUGAGGUCGUCUAGUCCUAGGCUUCAGGACGCGAGGUCACGUAGCGCCAGUAGUCGAGACAUGUUAUCGCCUAGUGCCCGUCUUCGCGGCGUGGAAUCGCCUAGUGCCCGUCUUCGGGACGUGAAGACGCCUUGCGCCUAUCUUCGGGACGUGAAGUCGCCUAGAGUCCGUCUUCGGGACGGGAAGUUGCCUUGUGCCCAUCUUCAGGACGUGAUGUCGCCUAGUGCCCGUCCCAUCUUGCCAGGACGUGAUGUCGCCUUGCACCGUCUUCGGGGAUGCGCCCGUGCUCGUCGUCGAAUUUGCCUUGUGCCCGUCUUCGGGAAUAUGUCGCCCUUGUGCCCUACCCGUCGUCGGGACGUGACGUUGCCUUGUGCCCGUCUUCGGGAUGUGAUGUCACCUAGUGUCAGUCUUCAGGACGUGAGGUCGCGUAGUGCCCAUCUUCGUGACCUGAAGUCCCGUAGUGCCCGUCUUCGGGACGAGACGUCACAUUGUGCCCGUUUUUCUGUGAUAUCCCGCCUACACUUCUCACAUUUGAUAUACCACCUACAAUUCUCACCUGUGAUAUGCCGCCUACCCUUCUCACAUGUGAUAUCCCGCCUGCACUUCCCACCUUUGAUAUCCCACCUACGCUUCUCACCUGUGAUAUCCCGCCUACACUUCUCACCUGUGAUAUCCCGCCUACACUUCUCACCUGUGAUAUCCCGCCUACACUUCUCACAUGUGAUAUCCCGCCUACGCUUUUCACCUUUGAUAUCCCGCCUACACUUCCCACCUUUGAUAUCCCGCCUACGUUUCUCACCUGUGAUAUCCCGCCUAUGCUUCUCACCUGUGAUAUCCCGCCUGCACUUCUCACCUGUGAUAUCCCGCCUGCACUUCUCACCUCUGAUAUACCGCCUACACUUCUCACCUGUGAUAUCCCGCCUACACUUCUCACCUGUGGUAUCCCGCCUACAUUUCUCACCUUUGAUAUCCCGCCUACACUUCUCACCUUUGAUAUCCCGCCUACACUUCUCACCUUUGACAUCCAGCCUACGCUUCUCAACUGUGAUAUCCCGCCUACACUUCUCACCUUUGAUAUCCCGCCUACACUUCACACCUUUGAUAUCCCGCCUACACUUCUCACCUUCUCGGCGGGAAUAUACCGGCUGCAGAAUGGACGCCAGUGGCGUAUGUGAUAGUGCCUCGACCUCUCAGUACAGAACACAGAUCUCGGACAGCUGGCGAGAGUCGCCGAUACCGGAAGUCGGUAGCAGUUCUUAA